ACGGUGAACGAGAAACAACUCCAAGCAGAUAACGAUCGUCUGAGAAAUGAAGUGAACGAAGUGAAGGAGAGGAUGGAUAGACAAGAUAACACUGUAAGUGGUUUGCAGUCAAGUCUGGACACUCUCAGCAGAGACCACAACAAUGUCACGGUGUGGAUGGAUAGACAAGAUAACACUGUAAGUGGUUUGCAGUCAAGUCUGGACACUCUCAGCAGAGACCACAACAAUGUCACGGUGUGGAUGGAUAGACAAGAUAACACUCUAAGUGGUUUGCAGUCAAAUCUGGACACUCUCAGUAGAGACCACAACAAUGCCACGAUGUGGACUGCAGUGAGUAAUAGAAAAAGGAGUGCACGGUUUGAUUGAAAACCACAAAAACGUUACCGAGUGGACGGCUAAAGUAGAAACCGGGCUGUACGAUUUGACUCAUAAUCAGUCUAACGUGACGGAGUGGACAGCGCACGUGGAGAGGAACACAUCGGACUGGAUAGCUGCAUUUGAGAGGAACACGUCGAACUGGGUAGGAAGUCUCGAUUAUCGAGAAAGUAGUCUAGAGAACUUCGUGGAGUUCAGCAAACACCAGACCAGAGAGACGUACGUGGAACUCUUCAGCAAAGUGAGAUACCAGUCUUUGCUGCUGCUGCUGGUUCUGGUUGCGUACGUCUGGAUGUUGGCGUUGACGAUGUGUGUAAAACAGAAGUCGGCGGCCAGAAGCAGUCUGUACUACCCCGAGUCACAACACUUUAACCGCACUCCUCACAGACCAGACCAACUGAGCUCCUUCCAACCCUAUCGAUCCCCAGAGGCAGCUCGACGUCCCACCACUGAUGUUUGUGUUGUGGGUUUCUAUACCGAGACGAGUCGCACCCAUCUGAAGAGUGUGCGAGACAUCUGCACUGCGUCUGCGACUGGAAUGCAAGUCCGGGUUGAGGUGACUGGGUUCACAGUGCACCGACACGAGGAUCUCGGAUCGAUUCCCCUCGCUAAGGUGUACGUGAUGUUCGUCGACUUCAAUGAAAGAAACGUCAUUCUGGAAGAUCCGCGUAAAGGACUUGGCGACCUCCGGCUGCUCACCGUCUGCUCUCUGUGGGCUCUGGGCGGUGACGUCAUACUGGUUUACGCGGGAGAUCUGGGUUCAAAAGGCCUGGAAGAAAAUGAACUCUUCAACUAUGGUCUGACGUCAAUCAACCACCAUGCGGAACUCUCAAAGCUGAAAAACCAACAAAGGAUGUUGAGCGUGCACAAGACAUUUACUCCAUAUCAGCGCAACCACAUCAAGGACAUAGUGGCAGCGAAAUGUGUUUAGUUUUAGUAUUGCGUUCACCCCCCGACACUCCCUUGAACAUAUUAUAUGAUGAUUUAAUUGUUUAUUAAAGGGACAUACCCUAGUUUCAACCCGUGACAAUCAACACUAAGUUUAGUUAAACUACAAACCUAAAACACAUUUGGAUAAAGUUAAAAUUGAGUGAAACACUAGUCUG
Messenger RNA from Gigantopelta aegis, 1481 nucleotides. RefSeq lists its product as uncharacterized. The record is from RefSeq and is a predicted model, not a curated record. Bases 668 to 1306 code for a protein of 212 amino acids. The transcript is spliced from 4 exons. NCBI's taxonomy places the organism in Eukaryota, Metazoa, Mollusca, Gastropoda, Neomphalida, Peltospiridae.